This is a messenger RNA of Dicentrarchus labrax (European seabass), 1879 nucleotides long. RefSeq names its product 5-hydroxytryptamine receptor 3A-like. The transcript has 10 exons. Gene Ontology annotation, cellular component: membrane; synapse; neuron projection. Bases 120 to 1487 code for a protein of 455 amino acids. Gene Ontology annotation, molecular function: neurotransmitter receptor activity; transmembrane signaling receptor activity; extracellular ligand-gated monoatomic ion channel activity. Gene Ontology annotation, biological process: chemical synaptic transmission; nervous system process; signal transduction. The record is from RefSeq and is a predicted model, not a curated record. NCBI's taxonomy places the organism in Eukaryota, Metazoa, Chordata, Actinopteri, Moronidae.
UCAAACCAAAGGACAGCAUCACAGAGAGGAUCUUGUCUUACAGCAGAGACACACACUCGGCAGGACGCUGCUCUUAACACACACACACACACACACACACACACUGUAAAGCUGCAGAUAUGAUGCACGUUGCUUUUCUUCUCCUGGUCGUCUUCACAGUAGCUGCGGAGCCCUCUAAGAAAGUGUGCAGCUACCAGGACAUUCUGGAUUACCUGAACCUGACCACAAAUAACAGCGUGUUUAAACUGACCCGACCCGUUCUGGACUACACACACCCAACCACGGUGGAGCUGGACAUCAUCCUCUUCGCCAUCCUGGCUGUGAUUGAGAAAACACAAACUUUCAUUCCUUUCGUCUGGGCAACGAUGAUGUGGAACAAUGAACGCAUCUCAUGGGACCCUGCUCAGUUUUGUGGAAUCCGUCAGAUUGCUGUUCCUAGAGACAUGCUCUGGAGACCAGACCUCUUCAUCUAUGAGAUGAUACAGAAGGACGACUCCCCUCUGAAUCCCUACAUGCACGUGUCCUAUGACGGGAUCGUGACUUCUGAGGAGGACAUGAGGGUGGUGAGCACCUGUAAGAUGGACGUCCACAAGUUCCCCUUCGACACGCAGAGAUGCAACAUCACCGUCGGCUCUGCAGCACAUUGUAUUGAUGAAAUCCGGCUCUUCCCUUUCUCCAACUCCUCCCGAGCCACGCAGUUUUCCCGCGAGGUGAUGAAGACGCAGGGGGAGUGGGAGUUCCUCCAGCUGUCCGUGAACAGCUCCAAUUACACCAUCCACGAUAGACAGUGGGAACUGCUCGUAUACACUUUCACCAUGAAGAGGAGGCCUCUCCUCCAUGUCAUCAACUUCCUGUUGCCCAUCCUGUUCUUCCUGAGUCUGGACCUUGCCUCCUACUUCAUCGCAGACCAUCGGGGAGAGAAGUUAGGCUUCAAAGUCACCGUGCUGCUGGCCAUCUCCGUACUGCUGCUCAUCCUGAAUGAAAUCCUGCCCUCCAUGUCCAACAAUACUCCACUCAUAGCGACCUACUGCAUUGUGAUCUUUGCUCUGAUGCUGCUCAGUCUGCUGGAGACCAUCUUGGUUACAUAUCUGAUGGAGAAAGACUCCGCAUCCCAGGAGCUCAGCCUGAGGGAAAACUGCAAGGGCAAACAGGAAAAAGUCAAAAUCGAUGAAUGUAACACAGAUGAGAACAGAAAAACCUGCUGUUCAUGCAUCUGUAAAGCGUCUGACAGUGAGAAACAACAUGAAAUGCUGCCUGUUGCUGAAGAGGUGAACAACCGCAUUCAGUCUGGAGAGUCUCAUGUGUUACUGUUGAUCCUGGAGGAGCUGCAGGAGCUGCAGAAAGCUCUGAAUCUGCACCUCAGCUGCAGAAAGGAAGGAGGAAAGUCCUUCCAAUGGGCCCAAAGGAUCAACAGAGCCUUCUUCAUAUUCUACGUCACCACUGUGUCGCUGUUUCUACCCUUCAUCUUCAUAGAGUGGAACUCUUAAAGGUGUAAAAUAAAACCAUGUAAUACUUCAGUUUCUGUAUUGUACCUUUACACGUGCUGUGAAACUGUAAAAUUAUAUCGUGUUGUGAUUAUAAAAGCAAACUUUGUGUAUUUAAAGUAUCUCGUUCUAAAUCUCUUUUAUGUGGUUUACGUGGAUUGUGCUGUCGAUGAAAGCUUUGUUCAUUCAGUUUAAUGCAUUGUUUUGAAUACGAUGGUAUAAAAAUGUGUAAUGAAGAAUCUAUGUUUGUUCACAGCAACAGAUGAAAGAUAAAGUGAAAAGUUACAUGUUGACUUUCAAAAAAAGAAAAAAGACGACAUCAAUAAAACCUAAAAUAUAAACCUACUGGAGUCUUUUGACAGCAAAUGUGAAUUCAUGAUGAAUCUGUAGGCUAA